AUGCUCGGUAUCUAUGUCGCUGGCGACAGCGGCGCCUACUUGAAUCCCGCCAUCACCUUUUCGAACUGCCUAUAUCGACAGCUGCCGUGGCGACGAUUUCCCGCAUACUUUAUUGCCCAGCUACUCGGUGCCAUGGUCGGCUCAUGCAUCGUAUAUGCCAACUACAUCAGCGCCAUCGACUACUAUGAGGGCGGUCAUGGAAUACGGACAGUGCCGCCAGCAUCGAAGGCCACGGCCGGAAUCUUUGCUACGUACCCGCAGCCGUUCGUCACGAAAGCUAGCCAAUUCUUUUCUGAGUUCAUUGCGAGCACGGUUCUUAUGUUCGUGAUUUUUGCACUGAAGGACCGCGCCAACAUGGGAAUGGCAAAGAGCGAUCAAUGGUUCCCACUAAUGCUUUUCUUCCUCAUUUUCGGCAUCGGCGCAUGCUUUGGCUGGGAAACUGGAUACGCGAUAAACCUUGUCCGAGACUUUGCACCUCGCCUAAUGUCGUAUGGUCUCGGUUACGGUCAUGAGGUCUGGUCGGCCGGUGGAUACUAUUUCUGGAUCCCCAUAGUUGCACCAUGGCUCGGAUGCAUGUUUGGCGGUUUUCUGUACGAUGCGUUCAUAUACACAGGGCAGAGCCCGGUCAAUGCGCCCUUCCUAGGAUUGUCGCAUUUCUUCCAUCCGAGGAGAGAGGUGCGUGCAAAGUUGCAAGCAGAAAAAGAUUUGCAGAUGGUGUAA
Didymosphaeria variabile is the source of this 720-nucleotide messenger RNA. It is a transcript of the gene FPS1, whose product is annotated as glycerol channel. Gene Ontology annotation, biological process: water transport; glycerol transmembrane transport. The record is from RefSeq and is a predicted model, not a curated record. Gene Ontology annotation, cellular component: plasma membrane. Gene Ontology annotation, molecular function: glycerol channel activity; water channel activity. The transcript is spliced from 3 exons. Lineage: Eukaryota; Fungi; Ascomycota; Dothideomycetes; Pleosporales; Didymosphaeriaceae. The coding region runs from base 1 to 720 and encodes 239 amino acids.